GCAGCAGAGGAUUUAUUACCAGGCCUCCACCCAGCCUGGUGGACUUUCGACUCCGAGCCAGAGGAAAGAGAACCAAACACGGUUCCAGGAGCAAGGGGUGCCUGAGGAUGGCCAAGUUCCUUUCCCAGGACCAAAUUAAUGAGUACAAAGAAUGCUUCUCCCUCUACGACAAGCAGCAAAGAGGGAAGAUGAAGGCUGUGGAUCUUCUGGUGGCCAUGAGAUGCCUGGGGGCCAGCCCAACGCCAGGGGAAGUACAGCGGCACCUGCAGACUCAUGGGAUAGACGAGCACGGAGAGCUGGAUUUCUCUACCUUCCUGACCAUCAUGCACACACAAGUCAAACAAGAGGACCCAAAGAAAGAAAUUCUUCUGGCCAUGCUGAUGGCAGACAAGGAGAAGAAAGGUUACAUCAUGGCAUCUGAGCUACGGUCAAAGCUCACGAAACUGGGAGAGAAGCUCACUCACAAAGAAGUGGAUGAUCUUUUCAAGGAAGCAGGCAUUGAACCAAAUGGCCAAGUGAAAUAUGACACAUUCAUCCAGAGGAUCACCCUUCCUGUGCAAGACUACUGAGGUCAAGCUGAGAUCAAGGGAGCAGAGCAUGGGGGCCUCCUGGGCCUGAAACUGGAAGUCCAGCAAUGGCAAACACUGCAGUGAGUCCACAAUCAGUGCAGGAGAUGAAGUAGCAACAGAUGAUGCAGCCAUGGUAUACCAUGCCUGUAGUAAAAGGUCCGUAUUGAUUUUAGUAUUCGCAUUAGCCUAGCUCUUUGCAGCAUGGGAGGGGGGCCUAUGAUUGGUAGUCAGGUUUGUGUAUCAAUGCUGGCUCUGCAACGUCAUUACCAUCACUUUGUUUGGGGAGACCACUGUACUUCUCAAAGCCUUUGGGCCUUACAAAGAUGAAGAUCACAGCUUGAAAAUAAAUGGCUGGCAACUUGA
Molecule: messenger RNA, 932 nt
Organism: Psammomys obesus (fat sand rat)
Lineage: Eukaryota; Metazoa; Chordata; Mammalia; Rodentia; Muridae
Gene: Calml4
Product: calmodulin like 4
Exons: 5
Coding region: 108-569 (153 amino acids)
Cellular component (GO): myosin II complex
Molecular function (GO): calcium ion binding
Source: RefSeq, a predicted model, not a curated record